This is a messenger RNA of Meloidogyne enterolobii, 469 nucleotides long. The record is from the annotation of a GenBank genome assembly. NCBI's taxonomy places the organism in Eukaryota, Metazoa, Nematoda, Chromadorea, Rhabditida, Meloidogynidae.
UCCUCAAGAAUUUCUUAAUUUGUCUUCCGAAGAAAAUGAAACAGCAAACAAUGAUCUGUCGGAAAAUUCUGAAAAUAAAUGGAAAAAGAAAUUGAGUGAAAAAUUGUUGAGAUUUAUAUUUAAAGAAAUGGAAAAAAUAAAGGGAGGUAGAGAUAGAAAAGAAGGAAAGGAAGAUCUUGAAGGGAAGAUUAAGACAACGGAUAUUAUUGAAGUAUUAAAUGAAGAAUUUAAAUGGUUAAAUUUGGGGUUUAAACGCAAAAUAAAAGAAAAGUUCCAGAAGAAAGGAAAGGUUGAAAAUAAUAGAAAGUUUGUUGCUGAACAUUUUAAAAUCUUGAAAAAAGAGUUGACAGAUAUUGACAGAGGUAUUGGAAAUUGUAAAGUUUUAAGAGAUUCAAUACUACAAGUGUUACGUUAUAAUGAUGAAAGUGACACUAUACAUCAGGAAUUCCGAGGAAGGUCUGUCUUUUAA